UUGUGUGGGUGUGUGUGUGGGUGUGAGAGAGAGAGUGUGUGUGUGUGUGUGUGUGUGUGUCAGAGAGAGAGAGAGAGAGAGGGGUGGAGGGAGGGAGAGAGGGAGAGAGAGAGGCGGAGAGAGACUCAGUCUGCCCUUCGCCUCGGAGCAGAGGCAGUUCGGGUCCCCGCAGCAUUGAACGUAGUGGAAGAGGCAGCCCUGCGCCACAGACCGUCACCGCCACUACUUCUCACUGACGGUCAUUUUAGAGACGGAAACUUCUGACUUUCAAAAAAAAAGAAAAAAAAAGAAAAGGAAAGAAAAGAAAAGAAAAGAAAAGAACAAACCACAUCUCCACGACAGCGACCGACGGUCUCCAACCUCGAGGCGACUCGGAGGAUCCUGCGAGACGGAGGGAGGCGAGAGAGAAAACUUUUCGUAUUCUUUUUUAAAUUUCUUUUUUUCUUCUCUCCCUUUCCCCCUUUCCCCCCCUCCUCACCUCCUCACCCCCUCCCCCCCCCCCCCUCCUUUGCGUCGUCGUCCGCGACCGGAUCUCUGCCAAAUGAUCCAGGGCCAAAACGAAGGAGGAAGAAUUCGCUUCAUAUGACACGAGGGGGGAGCGCAGACAGCGAGUCCACGCGGGGAAGGCUCAUCGGCUCGUCGGCACCCGCGACCCGUCACUCGACCCGUCACUCGACCCGUCACUCGACCUCGUGUGACAACUCCGACGGCUGGACGACCGAUCUUCCUCUUCUUCUUCGUUUUGUCUCUCCGGCCGACCACUUCGUGUCGACACAGGGGCUCCCCGAGAUCCCCGCGACGCCCCCCCCCCCCCCAAAAAAAGAAAGAAGAAGACCGGGCUUCAAAGUCCCGAGCGAGGGAGGCGGAGUCUUAACUUAUUAAAAGGAGCUCGCCGAGGCUCGGACACCAGCAGCGAUGAUGAUGAUGUCUCUCAACAGCAAGCAGCACUUCGCCAUGGCGCACACCAGCCUGGCCGAGCCCAAGUACUCGCUGCACUCCUCGUCGUCCAACUCCAUCGCGCCCUCGUCCUCCUGCUCGUCCUCCCGACACAGCAGCAGCAUCAUCAGCAGCGGCGGCGGCGGCGGCUCGGAGGCGAUGCGCCGAGCCUGUCUCCCGACCCCACCGAGCAAUAUAUUCGGAGGCUUGGAUGAGAGUUUGUUGGCCCGGGCUGAAGCUCUAGCGGCGGUGGAUAUAGUCUCGCAGACCAAGAGCCACCAUCACCCUCCACAUCACAGUCCCUUCAAGCCGGACGCCACCUACCACACCAUGAACACGCUGCCCUGCACCUCGUCCUCCUCCUCCUCCUCGGUGCCCAUCUCCCAUCCGUCCGCGCUGGGUGGCCACCACCACCACCACCACCAUCACCACCACCACCAGCCCCACCAGGCGCUGGAGGGCGACCUGCUGGACCACAUCACCCCGGGCCUGGCACUAGGAGCCAUGGCCGGGCCGGACGGCUCGGUGGUUUCCACGCCUGCGCACCCUGCCCACAUGGCGGGCAUGAACCACAUGCACCAGGCGGCCAUCAACAUGGCGCACGCCCACGGGCUACAGUCGCACAUGGGCAUGAGCGACGUGGACGCCGAUCCGCGGGACUUGGAAGCCUUCGCGGAGAGGUUCAAGCAGAGGCGGAUCAAACUCGGGGUUACGCAGGCGGACGUGGGGUCGGCGCUGGCCAGCCUGAAGAUCCCCGGGGUGGGCUCCCUCAGCCAGAGCACCAUUUGCCGCUUCGAGUCGCUCACGCUGUCGCACAACAACAUGAUCGCCCUGAAGCCCAUCCUGCAGGCCUGGCUCGAGGAGGCCGAGAAGUCGCACCGGGAGAAGCUGAACAAGCCCGAGUUGUUCAACGGCGCCGAGAAGAAGCGGAAGCGCACGUCGAUAGCGGCGCCGGAGAAGAGGUCGCUGGAGGCCUACUUCGCCAUCCAGCCGCGUCCCUCCUCGGAGAAGAUCGCGGCGAUCGCGGAGAAGCUGGACCUGAAGAAGAACGUGGUGCGCGUGUGGUUCUGCAACCAGCGGCAGAAGCAGAAACGAAUGAAGUACUCGGCGUGCGUCUGAGCAGCAGCAACACACACACACACACACACACACACACACACACACACACACACACACACACCGGAGCGAACCGUCGCUUUGAACCAGCACCCACGGAACAAAAACAAAACGAGACUCGGGGCCGUUCAGAGACGAUCUGUAUCAUAGUUCCUGAUCUCACCCCCUUUUUUUCAAUCAUCGACGACUUUGUGCUUUGAACUUGGAAAAAUUCCUUCAAAAAAAACAAAAAACUAAACUAAACAAAACUGAACAAUGACUGAAACGCUCCAGAGAGAGAGAGAGAGGGGGGGGGGGGGCCACACACACGACCCCCCUCCUUCACACCAGUCACAUCUUUUACCCGCUGAGAGGGAGAUGAUGUGGAGUCGAGUGAAGCAUCGUUUGACAGAGCAAGUAAGAGACCACUGUUUCCACACUUACCUACUUCACCCCUUCUUUUUUUUUCUUCCUUUUUUUCUAUAUAUAUAUAUAUAUGUAUAUAUAUAUGACUUAUAACAGGACUCUAUGCUUUCAUUUGUACUCGAGAUUGAUUCCAAGGUUUUCGGAGAUGACCACAUGGUUUUCGUUAGACCCAUGUUACUGACACACGGUGGGACCAGUUUAACUCGAAGCACUUGGUUGGUGACUAUUGGUGUUUAUAUAUAUAUAUUUUUGGCUUAUAGGAUGAGCUAUAUUCGUUUUUCCCGAGUUCUUGGACGAUGCAGUCUAACAUUUAAUUCAGGGUCCACGAGGGGGGGGGGGGGGGGGGGGGGG
This is a messenger RNA of Scophthalmus maximus (turbot), 2808 nucleotides long. It is a transcript of the gene pou4f2, whose product is annotated as POU class 4 homeobox 2. The coding region runs from base 916 to 2055 and encodes 379 amino acids. Gene Ontology annotation, molecular function: RNA polymerase II cis-regulatory region sequence-specific DNA binding; DNA-binding transcription factor activity, RNA polymerase II-specific. Lineage: Eukaryota; Metazoa; Chordata; Actinopteri; Pleuronectiformes; Scophthalmidae. The record is from RefSeq and is a predicted model, not a curated record. Gene Ontology annotation, biological process: regulation of transcription by RNA polymerase II. The transcript has 2 exons.